AUGACUCUAGUCCUGCUUUUCUGCACUCUUGUUCUCAUUCUGCAGAUGACCAGUGCCAGAAAUAUACCUUAUUUAACAGGAGAGAAGUACAGGGUGUGGGGUGAGGAAGGCACACAUGUGACCCUUCCUUGCUACCUGAGUCCCCAGACGGUGAAAGACAACUUGAGGCACCUGUACAAAGGAUUAGAGGUUCACUGGGUGCGUCAUGGAGGCAGUUCUUCCAUGAAACAUCAUUUGGUGCUCAAGGUGAAGCCCAGUGGGCUUAAGAGUCUGGGCCAUUCCAUGAUGCGCCGAGUAACUGUCUGGGACACUGGCUUUCUUAAGGGGAAUUUUUCACUCCAGAUUAAGCCAUUGCUGAAGGAAGAUGCAGGAACCUAUGAAGCACGAGUGAGACAUGGGAACGAGGGCUGGCACUGCCUGGUGGAGCUUGGUGUGAUGUCAGUCACUGCUCAUCCUUCUCGUCCUCUAAUUGAGUCUGAAUCGGUCAGGCUAAACUGCAACUCCAGCCACCCAGGAAAUCCUACCAACAUCCUCUGGUUCCACAGAGAUGUCCUCGUUCGCACCUCCUACAGGCUUCAUCCUAUGGGUCAAACCCUGCUUAUCACUGAAUCAGACUGUAGUGACGCUGGGCACUGGGUUUGCCAACUCACCUUUGCAGAUGGGGAGAGAAUUGCAGUCAGAUACAACCUGCAAGUUAUAGGAUUUACUGAGCAAGCCCCCUCUGUCAUCUAUACAGCAGCUGGAUCUGAUGCUUAUCUGCCCUGUGUCCUGAAUUCCAAUCCCAUGAACUAUGGAAUUUCAGGGGUCGCCAUCCAAUGGAGAUACAUGGCAGGGAGAGAACUGGAGGCUAAACCCAUUCCCAGUUAUGAAAACCAUCAAGAUUUCACUCUUCAUCUCCCAGCUGUUGGAUUAAAUAAUGCAGGCCAAUAUCUCUGCGAGAUCACCAUCCAAGGCGUUACUAUAAUUCAGAAUGUUACUCUGGCAGUGAUGGCAGUCAUUACCAGCACUGUUGGGCCAAGAAUUCCUGAAGGUUCUCACUUGGUCCUCAUGUGUAACCUCAGCUACUACACAGGAAAAGAGCAUUUUCAGUGGAAGUGGCUGGACUUGGAAUCCAGCAACAGCUCUCAGUCUGGUUCCAGUAGGCCCAUGAAAUGGGGCCCAAUCCAGGAAUUCUACCAGGUGUCAUCAAGGGAUGCAGGCAUCUGGGAAUGCAGUGCCCAUGGUCCAGAGGGGAAGCUGGGAUCGGUGCAGUAUCACCUGGAAAUUGCAGCGAAGCCAUCGCCGCGGCAGGUGACCAAGGAGGGCGAGCCAGGCUGUCAGGCGCUUGGUGGCCGGCCCCGGCUCCGCUUAUGCACCCAGCCACCGGUGGAGAGGGAGGAGAGAGAGAGAGAGACCGCGGCUCCUGCAGCCACAGCCCCGCCUCGGCUCUUUCACUUGCAGGAGCCGCGGAUGCCGUGGCUGAGAGGAGCGGAAGCAACCGCGGCAGCUUCCCUGGCUGCUCGCCCCAAAGGGAGGAGCGAAGUGGGGCCAGGAUGGGCCAGUGCCCAGCUUGCCAGCUUGCCCUCUGUACCAACUGAGACAAUAUUUGGCCUGUUAUUAUUUUUCCUUGUUGUCUUAUUCUUCAUCAUAGGCUUGGUCUACCUGAGACGAAGGAGGUAUUCCCUGAACUUCCAAGCGUUGGAUAGGAUUGUGGAUGCUUUGCCUGGGAAAGUAGAAAAGAAUGGAAGCCAGAAGAAGAUUCUACAAUCGGAAUGCUAAAGGAAAGGAAAACAAGGAUUACUUAUAUGAGAACUGCCAAGACUGGCCAACUAUGAAUAGAUUUAUGUUGGUUUGGGUCAAGGGUCAGUAAGUUUACUGUGUUUUAAACUAUGAGAGAGAUCUUCCUUGAAAACAGUGAAAUCUGAAAGUACAGUAAUCUGUUGAGGGAGCGGAUGUAGAGCCAAUUUCUUCACAGAAGUCAUCUUUAAAAUCUGCUGGAUUUCUCAGAGAUGAUUGCUCCCCCUUUUAACUGCUUGGUAGUCCCCUAUAUGUCUCCCCCCCCCCUUUUGUGCAAGUUUAGGGAGUCUUGUUCAUUUCUGUCCCUUUCUCAAAGCUAUUGUUGCAUGUCCUGAUCCACAAAAUAGUACAGAUAUUCCUUAACAUAUGACCACAAUUGGGACUGGGAUUGCCAUUUUAAAUUGGUAUGUCAUAAAGUGAGACAUCAUGUGGCCAUGCCACCUUACGGCAGCAAUCCCAUCAUUCUUUGUUGUGGUUAUUAAUUAGGAAUUGCAGGUACCCAUUUCAGUCCAAACCAUUCCAAACUUUCUCCCUCCUAGCCCAGAACCUCAGUAAGAUAAGUGAUUGCCUCCAACUCCCUCCCCCACCCACCUGUAUCUCCCCCAUCUGUGUGUUUAGGCCCUCUGCCCACCUGCCUUGUAAGGUGGCAAGCAGUCCCAGAGCUGCAUGCCUGUGAAGCUGUUUGCCAUGACUCACAAAGCCUCAGCUGCCCCAGCAAGUGCCAGCAAGCGCUCAUAUGCUCAGCUUCAUUUCUUUGCAGAACCCAGUUGUUAUUCUUCUGUUUGUAAUCCACAGUUCUAUAAACAGAAAUAAUUAUCUCUGAAAGCUCAAAUCUUUCAAUAAAGUAAUUUUGUUUAGAUUUUAAA
Pantherophis guttatus is the source of this 2642-nucleotide messenger RNA. Lineage: Eukaryota; Metazoa; Chordata; Lepidosauria; Squamata; Colubridae. The record is from RefSeq and is a predicted model, not a curated record.